CGGCGAGGGGGGCUCCGCUCCGCCAUUCCGUCCGCGACCGCCCCAGCGCGAGGAGCUAUCCGUCGCGCCCUCCGAGUUGCUGCCUGCUGAGGACCGCCCGCCGCCCCCUUCGCUGUUGGAAUGUAGUCGCCUGCGUGGAACAAGAGCUGCGCCGCUCGAGGUCGAGUAUCGAAGGCCCCAAGGUGCGCGCCGAGCCGCAAGAACGCAAAUAUUUAGCUAGCGGAGGUACCACUAGCUACCUUAUUCGAUGGGUUGAGAACGAUUAGGAAGUUAACGAGUCCCGGCCAUCGGCAACAUCAUCCUGGGGCUCUUGGCAUUCUUUCCAAGUGUACUUUUCUUCAUCAUCAUCACUAUCAACAUUCGUCAACAUGCUGAAAGUAAUUGGUGCAUCCUGGUAUCAGACAAAGGUGAUCUCAAUAAUCCUAGGAGCAAUGGUUGCUCUUGGGAUCAUUGUGUACAUCUUUGGAGAAAGUGAACAACCCCUUGAAGAUGGAAUUUAUUCUGCAACUGUUUUUUACUCUAAAGAAUUAGGUUUUCAAGUUUCUUUUUGGGGAGAAGGAAAUGACUUAAAUAAAGUUCCAAAAGGUGUUGCAAGAGCCCACUACAAAACUGACAUUGUUAAUAGUGGGUGGGCUUUUUUUGAAGUUCAAACCAAUCCUGACAGUCCUGAUUGGUAUCAAGCGUUUGCUGCUGGUGUUCUGGAAGGAAGUUUAUCAUGGCAAUUAAUCUAUUGGCAUUGGUUCAACACAGUUCGUUUUACAUGUGAAGGAAGAGAACAAUUUUGUGAUGAUGUACGUGCUUUUGUGAAAGAAAAUUGGGAAUGGACAGCAGAAAUUUCAAAACAACAGGAGGACAAGGAUCCUUUCUGGCAUCAGGUUCAUUUGUACAUCAUGCAACUUCAAGGUCUUGAACAUGGCUUUAGGCAUGGAGCUGAAAGAAGUAGAGCAGAAUUGGACAUUCCUUCUGAAGAUUUCAUAUGGAUGAAUAUUAUGCCUGACCUAGUUGAACUGGAACAGAAAUUCAAUGGUACUAAAGAUAAUGAAUUUUCAUCUUCUGUUAUUGGUUCUUUUUCUUCAGCAUUCAUUAAACUUUUACCUAGCAGCCAUCGUCUGAUAUUUGCUCAUAACACUGGUGGCAGGUAUCAAGCUAUGCAGAGAAUAAUGAAAAAAUAUGAAUUUCAUUAUCAUUUGACAUCUACUCAAAAUUCUCCUGAAGUUCCAGGAAAAGUCAUUUCUUUCUCUUCCUACCCUGCUAUACUCUUUUCUCAGGAUGACUUCUAUUCAAUAUCUGGAUCAAAAGACAAAGCCACCAAGCAUCAAUUGGUGAUUAGUGGAACAACAAUUAAUAAUUACAAUGAAGCAUUGUGGAACUUCAUUGAUCCUGUUGGCAAGGUGCUUCUUGGUCCACGUGUAAUGAGUGCUAAUCGCCUUGCAACAUGUGGUCGAACGUGGGGAAUCAAUAUGCUAAGGUUCAAUAGUGGAACAGGAAAUAAGCAAUGGCUGGUAGUUGAUUAUAACAGAUUAAUUUUUCAAACUCCUUCAACAAAAGAUCACAAAGUUAGACAUGGAAAGAAACGUUUUGUUCGUGAACCUAAAGGUUUGCUGUGGGUUUGGGAACAAUAUCCUGGCUUUCAUCGCUCUUCAGAUCAAACAAAUUUUCUCCAUCGCACUUCUUACUGGGCAGCAUAUGGUGGACUACCUUUCCAUAAGGAUAUUCUCAUCAAAGGGCAUUUCGCAGAAAUGGAAAAAGAAUAUGGAUUACUCUAUUCUCAUGACAAAUCUCCUAUCGGCAGAAUUUUUAAAAGGGAUCAUUUAAAAGUCACUAAUAUUUCUACAGCAUUUAAUCUAAUGAGAAGUAAUGAAUUUUCUUUUGAUCCUUUGAGUAGAAGCAAUCCAUUAUUUGCUAUUUCUCCUCGAGCAGAUCUGAAUAACAUUGAUCCACAACCUGCUGGAGCUAUUGAUACUAAAAUUAUAUCUGGCAAUUUACAACAGCUUGAUUUUCAGGCAAUCUCUGGUCCAAGUCUUGCUUACGAUUUUGUGAAUGAGAAUGGUGAUGAUGAUGUAGAAAAUGAUGUUGCUACUUAUGAAAAGCAGCCCCAACCUUUUCAAUGGUCUUUGAGUAAAUUUUCGGAUAUGUUUCAUUUUGGCCAACCUGAUGUCUGGCAUUUCAGUGAAAUUGGAAUUAAAUGGUUUUGGUCAUAUGAUGACACAAAACAUGAAAGAAAUUAAAAAAUAGAAUUGGUAGAUUAAAAAUUAAGACUUCAUUCUGUAUCUGUGAUACUUUUGACAUGCAAUGAAAGUAGCUAAUGUGGAAUAUAUACUAUCAUUCUUUAUUGGAAUGUCAGAACAAAAAACAUACAAAAUCAAAUCAUUCCUGUGCUCAGAAUAGUCUUCCACAUCAAACAUUAUGUAUAUUAGUUUUGGAAAUGUGUUCUCAACAGUUUUGUAUUCUAUUUAAUAAAAUAAUUAGUUUCUAAGAUAUGUGUUCUUCAUUUCAGAAUCCCACUGGGUGUGAAUUG
Messenger RNA from Gryllus bimaculatus (two-spotted cricket), 2518 nucleotides. Lineage: Eukaryota; Metazoa; Arthropoda; Insecta; Orthoptera; Gryllidae. The record is from the annotation of a GenBank genome assembly.